AUGGCCUUCCAGCAGUCCGCCGCCCCUCGACCCAUUGUCGUCAAUCAUGCUCAAUCACCAGAAUCAUCAUCAUAUCAUUCCCAGGCACGAGCCACAGUCGAGGACUCACAAGAAUGGAUCCUCUUCACUCCGUCCGUUGCCGACUCAACCAUCACCCGAACCCAUACCACCCAGACAGCUGGUCUGUCCAGGGCAAGCGAUGUGUCAUUGAAUACAGCAGGAAGGUCGGGCAGACUUGAGGCUUCAGUAUUUGAAGAGGAUGUCACAGAAGAUGGUGAGCUCGAUAGCCUGGACGAUGGGCUACAUGCGUUCCGGGAACCACCACUAUACCCCACUAUCUCCCAACAGACUCAAGGCGCAGUCCUACCGACCCAUGAUGGACUGGGAACUUUUCCAGCCUCUAGCCCCCCGGUCCUAGAACAGCUAUGGCAACAUGAAGCAUUCAACUCGAAACGAAAGCAUGAUGGCCAUCAUCGCCGGCCAUCAAGUGUACAAAGAAGACUCGACACUAUCGACGAGAUCGAACAACAAGCCAGUGAAGAGAAACGCAUGCGAAUUGAGAGAUGGCGCAUGGAGCAAAGUCAGGCUCUGAUGGAAGAGGUAGAGCGAGAAACCCGUCGACGAUUACGACGGGGAUCUCGGCACUCCACUUAUCAAGACAGUCAUGCCUCGAUUCACGAUGAUAUCCUUGGGUCAACGCCUAGGCAAAGUGAUUAUCUGUCGAAACCUGAGGAUGAAAGCGAAGAAUCCGAACCUUUCUGGAGGCGCAUCACGAGAAAGUUCAUCCGGGAUGUGAUCGGUAUCGAUGAGCCACUGCUAUCUGUCAUCUUCGGAGAAUCUCUCCCGGAAGAUGUUGAGAAUGUACCAUCAUCCAGCGGAAUUCUGCCUACCAUUCCCGAGCAAAUACCAGAUGUCCUCAGCGCCGAGGAUUACACUUGGAGAGACAAGCUACUACAACGAAUUGCUCGAGAGCUGGGUGUGUUCGUGCACCAAAUCUCCCCACAGCCGGGACCCCUUACCACCUAUUCUCGCAGUCCUGACUAUGCUGGCAUGCCUGUAACUGUACCCCAAUCAAAACCUCGAGGAGCCGCAAGCCGUCGCCCAGAACCUCAAAUCAAGGACACAAUGACAUCGGUCUUGACUCCCAACUUCCCACCGACUGUUCAGGAUCCUGCUCAUGCUGAGAUCUGGGGAUUCGAAGAGGAACCGGCAUCCAACUCUUCUCCACCUGACUCAACAACCAAUUUACAACGAGAGCGAGAGUAUUGGGAACGCGAGCUUGAUUUGAAGAUGGUGUUCAGGUAUCUACGAGACAAGUUUGCCACGCGACCAACUACCCAGUCACCACUACCAUCUCAACAAAGGGUGGAUGAUGCGGCUACCAGAACCGCCAUCAUUCGUCAGCACCACCCACUUGUUGCUAGGGCACAACGGUCUCCUGUCCGCUUACGGCGAGAGUCACGAACCAGUGUGAGACGACCGACUAGCAGCUGUGCAAGUGAAAGUGUUCGAAGUAGUCGAAGAGCGUCGCUGGUGAAAAGUGGCUCGAGCCGUAAUUAUUGGGAUAUUGGUGGAAGUGUCGGCAGUGGGAGUAUCUGGGCCAGUGGCGGCGGUUGGGGUGAGGUGUAA
This is a messenger RNA of Exophiala spinifera, 1629 nucleotides long. RefSeq lists its product as uncharacterized. NCBI's taxonomy places the organism in Eukaryota, Fungi, Ascomycota, Eurotiomycetes, Chaetothyriales, Herpotrichiellaceae. The record is from RefSeq and is a predicted model, not a curated record. Bases 1 to 1629 code for a protein of 542 amino acids. The transcript has a single exon.